This is a messenger RNA of Molossus molossus (Pallas's mastiff bat), 745 nucleotides long. It is a transcript of the gene FHIT, whose product is annotated as fragile histidine triad diadenosine triphosphatase. The record is from RefSeq and is a predicted model, not a curated record. Lineage: Eukaryota; Metazoa; Chordata; Mammalia; Chiroptera; Molossidae. The transcript is spliced from 7 exons. Gene Ontology annotation, cellular component: cytoplasm; nucleus; plasma membrane. Bases 70 to 519 code for a protein of 149 amino acids. Gene Ontology annotation, molecular function: ubiquitin protein ligase binding; bis(5'-adenosyl)-triphosphatase activity. Gene Ontology annotation, biological process: diadenosine triphosphate catabolic process; purine nucleotide metabolic process; negative regulation of proteasomal ubiquitin-dependent protein catabolic process.
GAGAGUGCGUGGGUGGUCCGCUGCCGCUCCUGGGGUGCUCUGCUUCCUGCAGAUUUCAACUGUGAGGAAAUGUCAUUCAGGUUCGGCCAACAUCUCAUCAAACCCUCUGUGGUGUUUCUCAGAACAGAACUGUCCUUUGCCCUCGUGAACAGGAAACCUGUGGUACCAGGACAUGUCCUGGUGUGUCCCCUUCGGCCAGUGGAGCGCUUCCGAGAUCUGCGUCCCGACGAAGUGGCUGAUUUGUUCCAGGCAACCCAGAGAGUCGGCGCCGUGGUGGAGAAGCAUUUCCAGGGGACUUCUCUUACCUUUGCUAUGCAGGAUGGCCCCGAAGCCGGACAGACUGUGAAGCACGUCCACAUCCACGUUCUUCCCAGGAAGGCCGGAGACUUUCACAGGAAUGACAGCGUCUAUGACGAGCUGCAGAAACAUGACCAAGAGGAGGAAGACUCCCCGGCCUCGUGGAGAUCGGAGGAGGACAUGGCAGCAGAAGCCGCCGCGCUGCGGGCCUACUUUCAGUGAUGCAGGCAUGAAAAGUAACUCGGACAGAUCCCCACACAUACGGAAAUGGGCCCCGUUCUCCAGAAUUCUGCGACACUGGGGAAGCAGCCAGGCAACCACGAUCCCACCCUGCAGUCCUCGGCCUUUGCGUGGCAUUUCAGGACACUGUGAGCCACCAGGGCCCUGCUUCCGUCGCGACGGCUGACAGGCUAAGUUCAGAACCACAGCUUCGGCAGCCUGUACCAGC